CCAUCGGUGCACCACGGGGUCCGCAUUCAAACUGACCAGCGCGUCUCCUCUCAGUGAGCGCACGCACCGUCCUCUCUCCACACCCGUCCUCCAGCAGCCUCACUGCAGCCCACCACCGGAGCCGAGAAGAAGAGAAAGCUGAAAGGAGGUGAUGUCCUCUCCCCAGCUGACUGUGACUGUUUGCUCAGCAAGGGUUUGAGCCCGUCAGGACGCCUCACAGCAGCCUCUCCUCGAGCCUGGACUAGCUGCUCGCUAUCCUGAAGCAAAAACAACAAGUAGCUAAACUUCCCCUCCCGACACCUGGCCCUCCUACACCCCGCUCUGCUCCGGUCCCCUGUGCCAUGGCCUUCACCCUGUCAGAGAUCAUGGCUGCAAGACGGCAGCAGUCACAGGCUCAGUCGCAAGCCCAGCGAGGCAACAGGACGGCGGUGGAAGUGGACGAAUACAGCACCAACCCAACUCAGGCCUUCACCUUCUACAACAUCAACCAGGGACGCUUCCAGCCGCCACACGUCCACAUGGUGGACCCGAUGCCCCACGACGCGCCAAAGCCGCCGGGCCACACCCGCUUUGUGUGCAUCUCGGACACCCACUCCCGCACCGACAGUAUCCAGAUGCCGUACGGAGACGUGUUCAUCCAUGCUGGAGACUUCACCGAGCUGGGACUGCCCUCCGAGGUCAAGAAGUUCAACGACUGGCUAGGUUAGCAUCUGUGGGAGUUGUGGUUCUGGAUCUAGAGCGGGUCAAGGCCCGGGUUUUCUCUAUCUAGUUCCCAUUGUGACGGUCAGUGACAGUUACUGUGCCACGAGUUUUUAAGAUUGCUUUCAUUAGCAGAGGAUUCUCAGGGCAAAAAUGUUUUUGUUCCGGUUUUCACUGUAAAUUAAAGGACCAGAUCAGGGAUUUUACACAUUUUACAACAUUGACUGCAAAGACAUACUUGACUUUACUGCUGAUGGUUUUCCCCAGCAUGCCAGAAAUCGAUUUCCUCCUUUAAUGAAUAGAUUUGAGUCUUCUCUUCCUUGUUGGUGAGUUCAAGGAUGCUCUGAGAGCAUCAAAGCUUUGAGUCAACUUGUGAACAGCACAUAUCCUAAAUGUAACAAGCAACACUAUUUCCCAGUCUGCUUCGUGUUUGUCCUCUGUGUUCAAUUUUCUAACAACAGAGCUCAUAAAUGCAUCGCUAUGUGGCAGCCGAUUGCCAAAUCUUUGAGGACUUCCUUGAACACACCACAAAGCAGAGUUGUUUUUAUAAAGGUUCUCUGCUCAUAACUGCACUUCCACACAAUGAGAACUUUGACAAAAGAGUGAAGUAGACUGAGUGUUCAAUGUGAUGUACAGGAGGUCUCUGCAAGCGUAGCCUACUGACAUUAAUUGGAACCAGCCGCUGUCUGGAAAUAAGAAAAAAAAAAAUCGAACUGGUGCAGUGCUUUGGAAAACAAACCACAGUAUGUAAUUUGUGUGAAACAUGCAAAAACCCGCAGUAUGGUCCUUUAAGUGUGAUGUGGUACGGCGUGAGUCUGGUUUGUGUUAUGUUGCUCUCAGCUCAUAUCCCUGUAGUUUAACACU
Molecule: messenger RNA, 1563 nt
Organism: Anarrhichthys ocellatus (wolf-eel)
Lineage: Eukaryota; Metazoa; Chordata; Actinopteri; Perciformes; Anarhichadidae
Gene: mpped1
Product: metallophosphoesterase domain containing 1
Exons: 3
Coding region: 342-707 (121 amino acids)
Source: RefSeq, a predicted model, not a curated record